AGCUUUCCAGUCUGGAAGCGAAGGAUUGGGAUGCAUGAAGGCAUAAAUCCAGUUUUGGAUUUGCACCCCGUUGCCUGCGCCCAGGGAAAGGGUGGCAACCGGAGAGCCCGCUCGUCCUAGAAGGGAGCAUCUCUCUUCUCGCAGUGCUUUUCUCCGUCCCGGAAACGGGCUCUUUUGAAUGCACUGUUUCCCCGGGAGCGGGAGCAACCUGGGCUGGGCGAUCCGGUUUGGGGUUUUUUGGAGAGGGAGGAGGAUCUUGGCUGGACGUUCGCUGCUCCCUAAGCCACUUCGGACUCUUGAUUUGACGUUGAGCGUCAGAUGGAUGGUUAACGGAGGAUCUUAAUAGGCCUUGCCAGGCUAGACCACCAAGGGAGGAAGCCCUGGAGUUGAACCUCUGCCACCCACGGCCAGCGUCUGGGAGCUCCAGGAGAGAAGGGAAGAGAGGAGAUGGAUAAUCGUCGAAGGAAGAACGAGCCAGGUGUCCUGGUCCAGGCUGCACUCAAGCAGUGGCCGCCUGCCAGCAUGAAAACGGAAGACCAAGACCUUGGCGGUCCUACAAUGAGGGAGGAAUUCGUUGAAGGAGGGAGAGACCUUUGUGCUUUCCAGACUGGGAGGAUGGGGGACAUUGUAUCCAGGGUACCAGGAGAGAAGGUGAAGCAGGAGCCGGGCGCAGGGCUGCUUCAGCACUGGGAAUCCCAGUGGCAGGAGUUCCUGAAAAUGGUUGAGUCCCACCACAUGCACUGGGCGAUCCCACCGCUGCCAGAAGAGUCUACCCCUUGGGAGGACGCCAAGGGCUUCCUGGCCUCCUUCGAGCAAGUGGCCAAAGCCUGUUGGUGGCCCCAGGAGGAGUGGGCGGCCCGGCUCCUGCCGGCACUCAGUGGAGAAGCGGAGCAGGCCUUCAGGGGCUUGGAAGCUGGGGACAGAGAGGAUUAUGGGAAAGUGAAGGCGGCCAUCUUGCGCCGGGACGCCCUGGCCCGGGAGCGGUGGUGCCACCGCUUCCGGCAUUUCUGCUACCAGGAGGCCGAGGGGCCGAGGGGGGCCUACAGCCGGCUGCGAGACGUUUGCCACCAGUGGCUCAAAGUGAAGAGGCACAGCAAGGAGCAGAUCCUGGAGCUGCUUAUCCUGGAGCAGUUCCUAGCCGUCUUGCCGCCCGAGGUCCAGGGAUGGGUGAGGGAGGUUGGGCCCGAAACGUGCUCCCAGGCGGUGGCUCUGGCGGAGGAGUUCUUGCUGAGGCAGCGAGAGGCCGAGAGGCCCCAGAAACAGGUGCAGGCAGCCUUUGAGGAGGACGGCUACAGUUUCUCUGAACCGGCGCAGGUUCUGACCAACACGGGGCAGAGGCAAAAGGAGAGGGGCGCGAAGGAGGAGGCCAGCUCUGGAGAUUUGAGCUCACGAGGUAAGGAGGAUACCAAAUCUCAGGUUUGCAGCCAAAAAGAUGUGGCACAAAAGGAAAAGGCACUGGGGAGGGGGGAGGAGGAGAGGGGGGAAAGCACACCUCAGUUACAGAAUUCUUGUCAUCAGCAGCUGGAAAGGAAAGUUUUCAAGGAGAGGAGGAGACAAACCUUUCUCUCCUUCCAGCAGAAAGACGUUGCCUUUCCUUCUGUCUCCCACGCCUAUAGGCCACAAAAUGAGAGUUACAUUUUUUCUCCCUAGUUCACCCUGUUGUUGUGUUUGGUUGUCAAUUCUUUUCAACAAUCACUGUGAUUUAUCUUUGAUUUAAAUUUGUAUGCUGCUUUCCCAUUUAAAACAAAAACAGAAAAACACUCAAAAUGUCUUGCCAAAGAACAACAAAAAUGUGAAUCAAUACACAAUUAACACUAAGAAUCGAAUACGGGUAAAUUGUUUCAAAACAUAGCAAUCCAACAGAGAACUCGCUUUUUUCUCUAUUUUUAAUUAAUUUCAUUUAGCAAAACUUAUAUUCCACUUAAUUGUAAUGAAACCUCUUAAGCGGCUUACAAGGAACAAAUAAAAUCAGUUACGAACAAGCAAUUAAAAUCCGUGAUAAACUAAAAUGAGAGCAAAAACACACCAACAUCUGCAUUUUUGGUUAGACUUCCCUAAGAAUUUUUUUUUAAAAAAAAGCAGGGACCAAAAUGAAUACAGUGAAUGCACCUGGCUGGUGUCAAUAGGCAGGGAGUUUCAAAGUGUAAGUGCUGAAAAUGUUACAACAUUUAAAGUCAUCGGAAAACAAAAGAUGGAUUAAAAUGUAUCUGUUAAUGAAAAAUAUAAAAAUCUUCCAGUACAAUCGCCCCUCUGUGACUGCACCAAAUAGAACAGAAACUAACCAUGUGUGUAAAACGUUUAAUAGAGGCUUUUAAAAAAAUAAAAUUGCUCGUAGUUCCUAGCAGCUUUAUCCUAUAUUAUAAAAGUAACUAAACCUGUACUCUAAAAGGCACUGCAAAAUUAUAGAGGUUAAAAAUUAAAGUGCAAACAUUUCAUAGCAGCUUGAUCAUAGAAAGUGGUAAAAAUAAUAAUCACUUGAUGCCUACAACUGGCCUCAAUAUUUACACCUGAUUAGUUACACCUGAAUCUG
Zootoca vivipara (common lizard) is the source of this 2530-nucleotide messenger RNA. Lineage: Eukaryota; Metazoa; Chordata; Lepidosauria; Squamata; Lacertidae. The record is from RefSeq and is a predicted model, not a curated record.